AGAAAUCGCUGUUAAAAGUGGGAAAUAAUUCCUUAUAUUUUAUACUAUUUCUUCGUUUUUGUUUUUCAUUUCUGCCGUAUUAUUUUCCUCCUUUUAUCCCUUUACAACCGUUCGGGUAAUCCCAGGGUGUUCAGAAAUCUGUGGUGCCGAAAGAAAAUCACCGGAAACCGUCAGCAUUACGGCAAGAUCUCCUGCAAUUAAGCUUACAGAUAGCCUCAGGGUAGCUUACGAAGGCCAUAUUGGUGUUUAUCCUGGGUGAAGAAGCUGAAGACUUCGCGAUAAAAAUGGGUUACAAGAGUAAAUUUGUGCAAGAACUUUGUUCUCUGAACACGGCAAUCUACGAGGAGCUACUUCUGUUAGUGCUGAAUGAAAAUUUGUUCUACAAAAACGUUCACAACCUGCACAAACCCUCGCUCGAAGCUUACGUGUACGCGCUUCUGAUGAAGCAGCGUGGAAUUUUGCCGGCCAGCGUGUGCGAGAUAACCGACAAAUUUCAAUUGCAGCAUCUAUUUUCCCUCAUCGAUGAUAACCAUUUGCAACUUCGGGAAGAAACUGAUACCCUGCGAUGGAUCUUGAGUGCCCUAACAUUACUAGUUUUAGGAGGAUUAGAUGCCGAGGAGAAACACCAGAUAUUCGCAUUCGCGAAACGGUACGAGCAGGAUCUCCACGAAUUGCCGCUGUACAACGAUGUGCUGCGAACACUGCUACUGCUGGCCAAGGAAAGGCCUACGCUUGAGCCGAUUUUUCUGCAGCUCAACGAGAAGAAGAUGAUCAUGCGAUUAACUUCGGAAUCGAACACGAUUCGAAUGAAGGUCCUCGCUUGCCUUCAAACGUUGAUGCAGUUCAAUCCCGCAUUCUUCAAGGAGUGGCUGUGGAUCUUGCAAUACGAUUAUGAGCGGCUGCAGGUAGAGCAGCGAGUUUUUCUCACAUUCCAGCUACUGGACACAUUACUACGCCUCGAAGAUGGCAGAGAAGAAAUAAUACAAACGCUAGAAUGUGAUCAAAUUUGGAUGAUCGUCAUGGAUGGUCUGCAGUCGAAAGAUGCCGUUUGUCGGAAGGAGGCGUUAGCAAUUAUCCGAUACGCCAUUAGCUAUGCACAGCAAUGUGAGACAGAAUUAAGCGGCCAGUACUUUAACUGUCCGCGAGAUAAGGAUCGGUCGGCCGUGCAUUUAAAUGCCUACCAAUCGUUGGCUACAAUUCUAGAAGCAUUAAAUGAAACACAGACUCAUCUGAUACUACCGGCUCUAGAUUUGUCCAGCAAACUUGCACCACUGCACCACGCUUGGAGCAAUCUAUUGUUGCGGAUGGAAUUGCUGCAUGAAAAUCCACGCGUUGUCCAACAUGCAUUACUGCAUUUCUUAAAGCAACGAGUAUUUGACGCUAAAGAAGCGGUCUUGGAAAAUCUGUUUUUGCAAGCAUUCAACCAAGCUACACCAUUUGCCACCGUCAGUGAUACUAUAGCAGAUCUAGAGGGAUACUACAACAAAUCCGAGUCGCUAACUUUCCUACUUAAUGCUGCACAGGACAUCGAAUGGAAUUCGGUGCCUUACUAUUGCAUUGUAAAUGUGAUACACAAUCACUUAGACCUGUUGGAAAAAUCCAAAGACGAGACACUGAACAUAUUCCGGAAAUGCAUUCAAAAAGCCCGUCACGUGAAGAACCUUUCGCUACGGCUUUCGAUUGUACGAGUACUGUUGAUAACAACCAAUUUCUAUAUUUGUAAUUAUUACACCGAACUAGACUGCUCCCAGGUUCUUGCGAUUUUGGCUGAAAUUAAACCUUUUUACCCAUCAUUUUCCAUUGCUCUGGAACAAAUUGCGAAUGAAACAGGAAUUUCCUUUUCUAAUGUCCUCGGAGUAGACUCUCUGCUAAAUAUGCUGCCUCGAGCUACCACAAAAGACUCAUUUAUCAUACACGAAAUAAUUGUGAAAGAAGCAGCGGAUCUAAACCAAACGCAAUGUAAGAAGUUGGCUGAAUUCUCUGUGCCACUAUUUCUAAGAGCCGUACAACACAUUCCAUCGGUAGAUGAGAAUGUUUUGAACGAAGUCGGUGCUGCAAUCAAAUCAACAUUAACUCGCUUAAGAAAUGAAAUCAUACAUGCUAAGCCAUUAACCAGUGAAUGGUUAUCCAUUCUUCGUGAAAUAGUGCCUAUGUUGCAUUCAACUACCAUCGCCACGGACAAUCCCUUGGUCAAGUUUGAAGACGAUUGGAAGACAAUGGUCCUUGAAUUGAUUGAAAAGACGAAUUUAGCUUCCUUUGAUUAUAAUAAACCGGCACUUGCCGGUCAAAUCAUUCAGUUGGUGCAUACUCUAGGUAGCCGUCGCCUUGCUCGAGCCUUCUUUGCAUUAGUAUCACUGCCAGAAUUGCAAAACACAUUCCAGCGUCAUAUCGAUGUUGAAAAAUCUGUAGGACCUGUGAUAGAUGAGAUUUACGCCAUGAUUGCAGAAAUCUAUCUAGUACACGCUAACACGAAAACUGAAGAUAUCCCCCCAUAUAUCGUGCCGUACGUAAUCGAUGAUGAUUGGUCCAGACUUAUAAGUCUACUAGAUGUCGGUAACGUGAAUGUGUUGACUAAUGUGAUCGAAAUACUAGCUGCCAUUGGCCAUAAUGACAACCGAUUUGAGAUCGUUGAUCGUUGUUACAAGGAGAUACUUAAUUAUCGUAAAGCGGAUCAUUUUAUGCCACUAUUGGAGCUGUUUGUCAAGAUGCUUCUCAAACCGUACACUGGCCCCUCAUGCCCAUGUAAGCAGGAUGAAGGUGUAGAUUCUAUCCGGAUAGCGUACGAAGUUACGAACUAUAUUCACCAAUUCCUUGAGCAAGCCAACACCAUCUACGGGUUGGCAAAUAUUCUGUUCCAGCAUAUGCUGCAGAUUCCCAUUCCGAUCAUUCUAAAUUGGGUAGCUUUUGGAAAGAUUCUACUGCAAGGAAUGAUAUUUGGUGAUGUGCAAAGGCGUGACCAAAGAAUUGAAAGUGAGGCUUUGGAGCAUUCUGAAAGGAUGUACAGCACUGAUAGUGUGUCGUACGUGACUCAAGCUGAUGCACGUGUUCGUGUGCUAUGUGUGCAGUUUUUGUAUCGAAUGGCCGAAGCAAACCAUCCCGAUGCCACGUUGUUCCUGCUGAAGCUCGAGCAUAUGCUCAUCGAACGGUUCACGCAGAUAACGAAAGCAAAGGAGCGGUACUACGCGGAUUCAAUCACUCAUCGUCAAAAGUUGCGUAUCGUGCAGGCACUGUGUGUUGUUCUUAAACUAACAGGAACCAAACCGUACCCACUUCUCGACGUCAUGCUCUACGAAACGAAUCAGCCCAACAUAAACUAUCUUAUCGAGCUGCUUGUCGCCGACAGUACCAUCGAUACCCUCACCAUUGCAAACUCGCUCAAGAAUGAACGGGUAAAGGUGUCUGGUGUCCAAUCAGUGUUCGUCAUUCUUUGGUUGCGUUGUUGUCAAACGCAGUCCCUCGACGAACAGUACAUCUAUUUGCUGCUACCGUGGACGAUGGCACAAAAUUUCUCCACCAGACUGUACGCACAGAUAACGAUCACAAAGAUGAUUGCCAGCUUCGCUGCCCAAGGAGCUGAGGAUGGCUCAUUGAAGAGCAUCUACGCCGCCGUAAACAGUUACUUGCGCCAAGGAAACGUCGAGCGUAACAUCGAGAAGUGCAUGAAAGAUUUUCGCUUCAACACGGUUUUCGAUUAUGCGAACCUGUUGACGCUUGAAAACAUUUUCCACAACAUACCCAAGGUAUCUGGAGCACCCUCUGAGGAUGUAGUGAAUACUCGUAUUCUAAAAGAGUGUUUCAAGGCACUCGGAAUGAGCGAAAUCAAUCUUGGUAGCGCUCUUCAGUUUGCGGAACUGCCGGUAGAGAAGAGGGAAACGCUCUUCCUUGCUCAAUCCUUCGGUGGAGCGGAUUUCGUUCAGCGAAAGAUAGUCCCACUAAAAAAUAUCGAACCAAACCAGGAGCUUCUAUUAGGAUUACCCGAGAAUUUAUCUCUUCGUAAGAUGGAUCACACAGAUGGAUUAAUCGUCAUUGCCAGUCUCGUAAAUCGAGCCCCGAAUCUCGGUGGUUUAGCCAGGACGAGCGAGAUUUUUGCUGUCAAGCAGCUGGUCAUUAACUCGCUGCAGGAUAUAGAUAAUAAGGAAUUUCAAGCCUUGAGUAUGACUGCCGAAAAGUGGCUGAACAUAGGCGAGCUAAAGUCGCACAAAAUAGUCGAAUACCUCGAGGAGAUGAAAGCCAAAGGCUACGCCAUCGUUGGUGCCGAGCAGACAACAGGCAGUAAACCGAUUCAGCAGCUAAGCUUCCCCAAAAAGUCCAUCCUUGUGCUGGGCCACGAAAAGAACGGACUACCGGCGGAAAUCAUCCGGCAUCUGGAUCUGAUCGGGGAAAUACCUCAGUUCGGGGUGGUUCGAUCACUCAACGUGCACGUUACUGGCGCGAUCUUUAUGUGGGAAUACGCCAAGCAACACCAUGUUACCGCUAGUUUGUAAUUUAAUGUUAUUGUUUUUUGUAAAUAUUGUUUUUUGUAGAAAUGAAAUGAAAUC
Molecule: messenger RNA, 4538 nt
Organism: Anopheles darlingi
Lineage: Eukaryota; Metazoa; Arthropoda; Insecta; Diptera; Culicidae
Product: probable methyltransferase TARBP1
Exons: 7
Coding region: 285-4484 (1399 amino acids)
Biological process (GO): tRNA methylation
Molecular function (GO): tRNA (guanine) methyltransferase activity; RNA binding
Source: RefSeq, a predicted model, not a curated record